CGCAAGGAGCUCGGACGGUUUCCAAAAAUUUAGCAGUGAGAGCUGCAGCGACGACGCCAUUGAGAGAGGGGAUUCCGGCCAUGGAGAGAGGUAGGGGCGCCCGCACAUAAACCCGUCCUUUUUACGUUUUGCGUUCCGCACGUCUGCAAUCGAGCUUGGCGGAUCCGGCUGAGCGGCCGCCUCACUGGGGCCCGGCCCACGAAACGAGCGAGCAAGAGGGCGCUCCCACAAGGCACUUAAAGGUACCACCACCACCACCACAGCCACACAUAUACACCUGUACACAAUGAGCGCAACAGCCGUCAGGGGCUUGCUCUCGGGGCGAUGCCUGGCCACGCGGAGCACACGGCCGCCAACGAAUGCGGUGGCGGCAAUGGCCGCGGUCGCCGCCGCAGCAGCAGCAGCAAAUCCUAGCAGCAACACCAUGGCGGGGCCAACAAACCAGGGCCGGCAACAGCAGAAGAGGGGCCUGCACGGCUCGGCGGCGCUCUCGGCGCGGCGCAGGCCGCGGUUCAAGAGCGUGCAGGCGGACAAGAUGGGGCUGACGACGCCCGAGAAGGUGGACGAGUUCACGGGCCAGCACUUCCCCGACUACACCGAGGCGGACCUGGCGAGGCUCGCCGAGGCCUACGGGCCCGAGCAGAUGGAGGCGUUGCGGGCGGGCGAGGCGGCCGUGGAGGCGCGCGACCUCACGGUCCAGGGCCGGCUGCGGCGGGACCCCUACCAGCUCGGCUACGUCGACGACCUGGCCACGGUCCGGCCCAUCGUGGACCGGCGCGCGCGCGCGCGGCCGGCGCCCGACACGCGCUCGCGCUUCAUGACGCCCGACGAGUUCACCGACGACUUCCUCGGCUGGCUGCAGGGGUUCGUGCCCGAGGACGUCAACCUCGAGGGCAUGUCCGAGGACGAGCUCGCGGCCACCAUCGACAAGUACGCGCCCUCCAACCUCGACGUGUUCAAGUACUUCAACGAGCGCUCGUCCAUGACGGACGGCGGGCGCGGGUCCAACUCGGCCCUGGCGCCCGCGCUCAUGGACAAGGUCCCCGGCGUGGCGGGCAAGUUCAAGCGGGCAUCGGACCCCGAGGACCGCGGCAUGGACGAGGCGGGCGUGUACCAGGACCUAAAGAAGAUCACGGGCCUGACAGUGCCGCAGAUGAUCGACAUGCCGUCAAAGUUCCUCGUCCAGCGCACCGUCACCAACCAGACGCGACUCGGCAAGAUCAUGAGCUGGCACGUCAUGUGCAUGGUCGGCAACCACAACGGCCGCAUCGGCCUGGGCGAGGCCAAGUCGACGGAGCUCAUGACGGCCCGCACAAAGUCGCGCCUACAGGCCAUCAAGAGCAUGAUGCCCAUCCGCAGGUACGAGAACCGCACCAUCUUUGGCAAGUCCGAGGCCAAGGUGUCGGGCACCAUUGUGCAGAUGUUUUCUCGCCCGCCAGGAUUCGGCCUCCGCGUGUCUCACAGAGUAUUCGAGAUUUGCCGCCUGGCCGGCAUCAAGGACCUCUCGGCGCGCAUCCCGCGGUCCAGGUGCCCCAUGAAUACGGUCAAGGCCACCAUAAAAUGCCUGACGGGCCAGGUCGACCCCGAGGCCAUGGCCAUCGGGCGGGGCCGGAAGCUGGUGGAUGUGAGGAAGGUCUACUACGGGGGCGCCGUGUAUUAAUCAUGAAUUCAUUCUUGUGCCUCUUGCGGCAAACAAGAAAUCAACCAACGAAAAAAGAAACGCUUUCCUCAAUCUCGUGGUGCCUUGGUAGAAAACAUCCCACGGGUUGCUACCCUCAGUAGCAAUCCGCUUUGACAUGGCCAUAUACGCCCCAAAGUGCUGAUGAAUAUCAUGACGCCUGCUUUGCCCC
This is a messenger RNA of Gaeumannomyces tritici R3-111a-1, 1850 nucleotides long. RefSeq names its product 37S ribosomal protein S5. NCBI's taxonomy places the organism in Eukaryota, Fungi, Ascomycota, Sordariomycetes, Magnaporthales, Magnaporthaceae. Gene Ontology annotation, molecular function: RNA binding; structural constituent of ribosome. The record is from RefSeq and is a predicted model, not a curated record. The transcript has 2 exons. The coding region runs from base 287 to 1660 and encodes 457 amino acids. Gene Ontology annotation, cellular component: ribosome. Gene Ontology annotation, biological process: translation.